AAAAAAUAUAUUCAUAUGAGGUCAUAUUAUACUACUUAUUAAAACUCAGUAUUCCUUCUAAGUAAAGAGAGAAAGGAUAUCUUUUUCCUUGAUUUAUAGAAUAAAAGAAUGGUAUAUAAUGGGACGAUUACAAGACAAUCAGUACGCAUCACCAAGAACCAAUAAACACCCUCAAAAGAAGAAACAAGACAAAGCUCAGUUACAACAAGACAGAGCACGGGAUGAAGCUAAGCUACAAGCAGCAUUCUGUCCACCUCUUGAUCCUUCUCUUAUUCAAGCUAUUUGGAACGAUUCAUUUGAUUAUGACGGAUCUUUUGAAAUUCUGACUUCCUUAGCAAAAGAAGCAGAUCGUACAUUGGAUGGACAACAGGAACAAGAGUUGUCAAUGGAUACACUUGAAUUAGAUGACUCAAGUACGACAAGGUCUUCUCAAUCAGAAGAUGAUCAUGUCGAGUUUUUGAUGACAUGCUUCCCCACUUUACCAAUGCAAGAACUGAUAGAUGCACUCAGACAGAGUGAGAACGAUGUAGAAAAGGCAACAGAUAUUUUGCUAAACCAAGAAUUUAUCUCUCAAGUUGAUAAAGAUGGAGGCGCCGUGGUUAAAAAAGACGAUGAAUACUACCAGGGUCAAAAGAAGAAUAAACAACAAAAGAAGACAAAAAAGAAGAACACAAACCCUACUAUUUGGUCUUCAGGUCAAUUGCCUACUGUCAAUAGUGCAUUGGGUAAUGCCUCCAAUCCUGGUGCUGUGUCUAUCAGUAUGCGUAAAAUCAUGCAGCAGCAACAAGAACAAGAAGAUGAGGACCCUUAUCAAGCAUUAGCUUCUGUUCCCUUCAAUUACUGGCAUCAGCACGAUGCUACUGUCAAACAACUCCAACGGCAUUUCCCUCGUUUACCUGAAAUGACCAUUGCUGCUGCUGUUCAGCAUUGUCGUGGCAAUGUGAUUGCCUCCGUCAAGACGCUGAUGGAAAAACAUCCCAAUGAAAAACCAGAGCACGAAAUGACAUGGCCAGUGAUGAAAGAACUGAUAAAUGUCAGACAAGAACUACAGGCUAUUAUGGUCGACAGAUCUGAACAGGAUGUGAUAGGUGUUGCUGUUGGAGUCAUGAUUCAGUUUGAAGGUCAAAACAAGCUGUUGGAUCAGCUCGUUCAGGCAGGCAUAGAACACUUUUUGACAUUUGAUGUAAGCCAACUUGCUCUUGAAGCCCGUUUAAAGAAAAUGGCAGAAGAAUCAGAAUGGAUACGGGUUCAGAAUAAAAAGAAAGAGAUACCAGUGAUACCAGAAUAUUUGUUGAUCAACAAUCAGCAGACGUAUCAAGAAGACGAUCCUGAAGAGUGUCGUGAUGUAGCUAUGCAGCUAAUUCUUGAAAGAAACGAACUGUUUCGUAAGGCUGCUGCUGCUUAUCGUGCUGCUAAAAACAAAGGUCCUGGUGAAGGUGGUGUUGCUUUUUUCUAUUCAGAUACAGCAAGACAAUUGGACAGUCAAGCCAAGGAUUGGAACAUGAGAGCAGCCAGGGCUACUGUGCGUCGACAGCGAAUUAAACAGAAUGAUGAUCACUUACUUGAUUUGCAUGGUUUGACUGUAGCAGAAGCACAAAUACUUGUGACAGAAGGCGUCACACAAUGGUAUUCUCGAAGUCAAAUGCAAUCUGCUCGUCUUCAAUUCAGACCCCUCAAGAUUAUUACAGGUGUAGGCAAACACUCUAAAUACGGUGAAUCUAAACUACUGCCAACGACGCUCAAGAUACUCAAAAAUGGAGGUUGGCAAUAUGAGAUGAGUCAUCCUGGUUGUAUAUACGUAAAAGGUGUAAAAAGCACAAAUAAAUAAUUUGC
Molecule: messenger RNA, 1833 nt
Organism: Gilbertella persicaria
Lineage: Eukaryota; Fungi; Mucoromycota; Mucoromycetes; Mucorales; Choanephoraceae
Exons: 1
Coding region: 119-1828 (569 amino acids)
Molecular function (GO): ubiquitin binding
Source: RefSeq, a predicted model, not a curated record